This is a messenger RNA of Colletotrichum chrysophilum, 978 nucleotides long. RefSeq lists its product as uncharacterized. NCBI's taxonomy places the organism in Eukaryota, Fungi, Ascomycota, Sordariomycetes, Glomerellales, Glomerellaceae. The transcript has 3 exons. Gene Ontology annotation, molecular function: oxidoreductase activity. The record is from RefSeq and is a predicted model, not a curated record. Bases 1 to 978 code for a protein of 325 amino acids.
AUGACUGUUACUCUUCGCUCUUUAUUCACUGUCCUCGCGACAUCUGGCCUCGCGGCCGCCGCGGCCUCGUGGAACACGACCUGCACGACAAAGACGCAGCGAAAGGCAUGGAACAACAUGACCGAUACCGAGAAGUCGGCGUACAUCAACGCAGAACUCUGCUUGAUGAACACCACCGCCAAGACCGACAUUGAGGGUGCUAUCAACCGCUGGGACGAGCUCGACUGGGCCCACAUUGUGCAGUCCAACGUUAUCCACAACACUGGAUCUUUCCUCCCCUGGCACCGCUACUUCAUGCGUGUCCACGAGUACUUGCUUCAGUCUGAGUGCGGCUACGAGGGUGGCCAGCCGUACUGGAACGAGGUCCUCGACAUGGACGCCCUCAACCAGUCUGUUGUCUUCGAUCCCGACACUGGUUUUGGUGGUGAGGGCGGCGACUGCGUUACCGACGGCCCCUUCGUCAACCUGACGCUUCACAUCAACUCCACCUCCAACUACGCCAACGACUGCCUGACACGCUCCUUCAACUCCAAUGGCUUCCAGACUGGCCAGCAACAAUACAUCGACGAGUGCUUCGCCUCCGAGAACUACACCGCGGCGUUCGAGUGCUACCAAGUCAACCCCCAUACCGCCGGCCACUCUGCUGUUGGUGGCACCAUGCUUGAUGUUGUCGGUAGCCCCGGUGACCCGCUCUUCUUCCUUCACCACACAAACUUGGAUCGUCUCUGGUGGGAGUGGCAGCAGGCCAACCUCACUACCCGCUUGACCGACAUGGGUGGUCGCAACAUUCCCCUGGACAGCUACCUCGAGCAAAACGGUAUGGAGUACCCCAGCGCUUCCAUCCUCGACUAUGACGGCGACUCUGGCAACGAGACUACCCUCAACCACAACUUGUGGAUGGUCGGUAUCAUGCCCAACGCCACGAUUGCCGAAGUCAUGGAUCUGGGUAGUGACGUGAUGUGCGCCGAGUACGUCUAA